AUGUUGAAAAGUGGGGGCUAUACUCCACUAGUCAGAAGUAGGUUUGAUAAACUGGGAACUGUUGCUCCACCAAGCCAGCUAAAUUCAUGUGCAGUCGUGUAUAGCGACGCGCAAGAAGCAAAAUCGAUACUGCUGUCAGUGCUAGGAUCACUUAAAGACACCCGAAAUAAUGACGGUCGCUAUGGCAGUAAAACAGGGUGGGACAAGUAUCGCGUGGAUCAAACCGGACGUAGAGGCGUGGGAGGCGGUGUCGACGAUGAUGGCGAUGAAGCGGAUCUCGACAAUGCGAUAAGCGUCCUUACAAAGGCUGUCGGUGACACUGACCGUGGGAAGGCGUCAGUGCGUCUGAAUAACAAACCGGAAGUCACAAGCAGCUUGACGCAACUCACGAACAACCAAGAGAUACCCGCGAACGUUGCUGCUAUCAUAGACUCGGCUUUGAGCAACUCGAAGGUUAAAUUUUCCGACAGCGUUGCAGACCGUAUCAAGUCGGCAUCCAGUACGACUGCUUCGUACACCAACCAAGACGACCGGAGCAAUGUUGCGCGCGCCUACAAUUCAGCGACCGGCAAAACGAGCCAAGAGUUUCCGGCAAAUUUCGCAGACUUCUUUCAGUCUUUCCCGAGCACUAACGUCAAGUCCUACAAUGACGUCAACUCAUACACAGACGUCAAAGCCACGUUCAAUACUGACGACGGGUCGAACGUUGACGUCGCAAAAAUAAUGCAAGACGAAUUCGCUGUAAAUAACAAACAGGAUGAAUGGCAACAGUUGUCGAACGGAAACUACUUCAAAGCAGAUACUCCGACGGUUCAAAACUAUCAUGCUGUUAAAGUUUUUUCCAGCAGUUCAAGCCCCGACGGAUCCAAUAUUGACGUCAAUAACAUCCUUAAAAACGCGUAA
This is a messenger RNA of Dreissena polymorpha, 903 nucleotides long. RefSeq lists its product as uncharacterized. The record is from RefSeq and is a predicted model, not a curated record. The transcript is spliced from 3 exons. The coding region runs from base 1 to 903 and encodes 300 amino acids. NCBI's taxonomy places the organism in Eukaryota, Metazoa, Mollusca, Bivalvia, Myida, Dreissenidae.